AUUCCAGUGCUGGUAACUUUGCUCAUCCUGUGGAAACUAAUGUGCUCGUCACUGCGCAGCAAGAGGUCCAGGUUCUUGAAAAGCUUAGAUCCAAUCCAACAGGCCUACACUCUGUACGCGCUCACUGCCUUCGUGGAAUUUCCAUUUCUAACCAACAACGCUCUCGAGUUCGCGAUCUUUCGUACGGUAUGUGAUCCCUUCCAUCUCCAGCAUUCUCGUUCGCACAGGACAGCUUACUGGUGCCACUGCCAAGCGAGCGGAGGAGACGGGCAUAGUGUUCCAGGAACUGAUUCUCCAUGUCGACAGUCACCGUGGAUCUUAUGCCAUUGGAAGGGUGAACUUCGUGUAUGGUCGCUACAGGCCGUCUUUACGCUCUCGCCCUCUUCGUUCUACAGCCUGCUAAGUGGGCCUCCAGAUUUUGCUUUAGAGACUGGACUGACGCCGAGAAGCUCGCAACUUACACAUUAUGGCACGAUAUUGGCACCGGCAUGAGGAUCAAAGGCAUCCCCAGCACACUGCAGGAGCUCUCCGACUUCAAGGGCGAUUACGAGCGUAAAAACAUGGUCUUUGCAAAAACCAACAGGGAAAUUGUGCCACGGUAGAACUGGUAUUGUCUACUUUUCCAUCCGUUCUAAAACCUCUGGGAAGAAGGGUUUCUUGGACGACCGGCUCCAAGAAGCUUUUGGCUAUCGGAAGCAAAACUUCGUCAUCACACUGGUCGUCUCAAGUUGGUGUUCCGGAGCUCAAUAUCGAUGCUCAUGCCUCCGAGACAACUCUCCUUCUCGACUGCCAAGAUAGUUCCAGAUUCAAGUGAGAAUCCAGGAAUGGACGACCCGGACAGUCUCCUGCCACUAAAGUAUCACAGUUACAAGCCUGCUUCUUUCCAAACGGCUACCGCCUCAGCGAAGUUGGCUUGACACCCGGAAGAAUCUCCACGCCAACUUUUCCCGGACCACUCUUAUGUCCACUUCGAAAGGCGACGUAAGUUGGCGGUGUCGUCUUCUGCCAGCCAAGUAACAUCAGCACACUAGAGAAGCAGCAGAUAGGCAAUAUACUUUUAGUUUCCGCCAUGGCCACCGAUUCUUCCAGCUCCAGCUCGGGUUCUUCCGUCGUGGUAGUAGUUCCAUUGCCGGCUCAGGGACACACUCCAGCGCUUAUUCACCUCUCCAGGAAACUAGCCGCAGAAGGAUUCUCCAUCGUGAUCGUCAACGUCGAGAGCGUCCACAGGAAGAUCGCUGCGAGAUGGAAAUGCUCGCCGCAGCUCGACAUCCGGCUCGAGUCCAUUCCGUUCACAUCGUCCAUUCCGACCAGGCUCGACGCUCAAGCUUUGAGCCAACGACAAGAGCUGCAGAAGGCUUUGUUUGAGCUCCGAGUUCCCUUGGAAGAGCUGCUGGUGUCCAGACUUAUAGGCGAGCAGGGGCUGGAGAUCAAAUGUAUCAUCUCCGACUUUCAUGCGGUCUGGACGACUCCGGUGGCACAAAAGCUGGGAGUUCCUCAGGUGUGCUUCUGGUCUGGAUCUGCAGCUUGGGCUUUGAUCGAUCGUCACGUACCACUGCUUGUUGACUUGGAAUACAUUCCAGUACCAGAAGCAAGUUCAUCGCCUUGUGUGGACGACGAUUCUACUACACAAGGUUGCAGCUUGAGAGGUGAAAAGAUGAUUUCUUUUAUUCCGGGGAUGGAUCCCUUUCCAGCCUUGGAUCUUCCAUACUACCUUCAGGAAUUCUCCAAAGUGCCAGUGUGGAGCCUGGUCGCAAAGUCUCAACGUUUCAACAACGACAAGUGGUUCAUCGCCAACACUUUCGAGGCACUGGAGCCGAGAGAAACACAGGCCAUGAAGCAGCUACUGGGAGAGCAAAACUUCCUGGCGAUCGGGCCUCUCUUGCCGCUGGAUCAAGAGGGGCUGGAACAGGUGGUGAGCCUGGAGGAGGAGGAGCUGGGCUGCCUCGAGUGGCUAGACUCCCGGCCGGAAGGAUCGGUCCUCUACAUCUCUUUUGGAAGCCUGGCGGUCCUCACGCAAGAGCAGUUCAUGGAGCUGGCACUGGGAGUAGAGAGCAGCGGCAUUUCAUUCCUCUGGGUGAUCCGACCAGCGUUCUUACCGCAGGGAGAUCUUCCGACCAUGGAGUUUUUCCAGGGAUUUAGGGACAGGAUGGUGGCGGAGAAGAGGUCGAUCAUCGUCCCGUGGACGCCUCAGAAGAGGGUGCUCUCGCACGCGUCCAUAGGAGCGUUCUUGACGCACUGCGGCUGGAACUCGAUCGUGGAGAGCGUGUGGAGUGGAGUGCCGAUGCUCGGGUGGCCCUGCCACUCGGAUCAAAACUUGAAUUUGCGGCUGCCAGUGGAAAGUAAAGGGAUUGGAGCUCGCGUUGCUUGUAGCUCCAGGAGGAUGGAGGUGGUGCACAGGGAGAGAGUGAGGGCGGUGGUGAGGAAGGCGAUAGAGGAUGGAGGAGAGAUGAGAGGGGCUGUCCGUGAACUCCGGGAUCUCGCGGUAGCGGCAGUGGUAGAGGGUGGAAGCUCGAAUAGAGACAUGGCCACCUUUGUCGAGAGAUUGAGAUCAUUGUGAUAGUAUACAAAGUUGUUCCUUUUUUCCUUGGAUCAAACAAAUACAAUUUUUCUAGGUUCAAA
Molecule: messenger RNA, 2619 nt
Organism: Selaginella moellendorffii
Lineage: Eukaryota; Viridiplantae; Streptophyta; Lycopodiopsida; Selaginellales; Selaginellaceae
Product: anthocyanidin 3-O-glucosyltransferase 2
Exons: 4
Coding region: 1070-2557 (495 amino acids)
Molecular function (GO): UDP-glycosyltransferase activity
Source: RefSeq, a predicted model, not a curated record